AUGGCAGACGGGCACGCGCUCGCCAUGCACGCUCUGGACCCCGAGCGUCGCAAGCGUGUCACGCCUGCGCAUCAGCCAAGGCCAAGUGCGACAAUAGACCGCAGUGUGAACGUUGUAUUCGAAAGGCAAUACCCUGCAUUCGCAAUCAUCCAAUCUCAGGAGAUGACCACGACUCAGAACUUGGACUGCAAGACAGCAGAACAGACCCCUCCUGGCAUCAGCCUGCUCCGCUUUCAGGGACCCGGAAUCAGCCCGAAUCAGCGUCUUCAGCACUGA
This is a messenger RNA of Rhinocladiella mackenziei CBS 650.93, 276 nucleotides long. RefSeq lists its product as uncharacterized. Bases 1 to 276 code for a protein of 91 amino acids. The record is from RefSeq and is a predicted model, not a curated record. Lineage: Eukaryota; Fungi; Ascomycota; Eurotiomycetes; Chaetothyriales; Herpotrichiellaceae. The transcript has a single exon.